This is a messenger RNA of Kickxella alabastrina, 474 nucleotides long. RefSeq lists its product as uncharacterized. NCBI's taxonomy places the organism in Eukaryota, Fungi, Kickxellomycota, Kickxellomycetes, Kickxellales, Kickxellaceae. The annotation marks the transcript as partial. The record is from RefSeq and is a predicted model, not a curated record. The transcript has a single exon.
CCCUGCAGUAAUAAGGCUCCUCCUCCAGAGUACAUUGAUAAUUUGCCAAAAAAUGGCAUUCAUGAUAUUAUUGACAGAUCAGUUCUCUGUGAUACUGGUCGACGGGGUAUCCUUUAUUGUCUGGGUAUGACAGCAACUACAAAAAAGGGGAGGCAAAUAUUUUCCGCCAUACCAAAAAUUCUGAGACUAAUAAGCGUCGUGAACGUGUGUUUCGUCGGAACCGUGAUAACGCAAAAAAGAUAUUUCAGCUUGACCCAGCAAAGCUCGCCAAGGCGGAAACAAAUGGUUGACAUACAUCCGUUGAGGAUGCUGAGCGUGCGCUCAACCACCCUGGCUCCAGUACACUUGAUUGCAAGUUAUAUAUCGAGUACCUCCUUGAGCGCCGUAAAGGUGAUUUUGUAUUUGGAGAAUAUUAUCAUAACAUGCAGACCCUCAGCAAGAGUCGGAAACAUAACGGCACAGCAGCUCAGCUGA